CCAGAAUUCCGUGCGGCGGAUAUUACGCUUCUCUUCCUGGUUACGUUUCAACUGUCAAAAGAAACAAUUAGUGGAGCCUCGAGAUGUCUUUUAAUAACACACGCACCGUGUGGGUGUGAAGGUGAAUGAGACAGCCACGCCGAGACGCUUGUCCUCGUCCAGCGAUGGAGGAUUUCAGACGAACCUACCAGCGGCUGUGUAAGGAAGCAGGCGUGGAGCCCCAGGAGUCGGUCCUGGCUCAGCUGCAGGAGGUCCGGGCUGCGGCUGGUGGCACCAAACUGGACCUGAGCGGCCAGAGCCUGACGGUGGAGUCCUGCUCCAUGCUGGGCAAGACACUGCAGAAAGACACGCUUUUCACUGAGCUCAUCCUCAGCGACUGCAUGCUUAGCGAGGAAGGCACCAAGCUUCUCCUGAAAGGGCUGUGUUCCAACACCACAGUAAAACUGCUGGAUCUUAAGGGAAAUAACUUAAGAGGUGCGGGAGCAGAGGCUUUGGGGAAGUUGUUGGUGAGAAACAAGACAUUGCAAAGGCUUGUGUUGGAGUGGAAUGCUUUAGGGAUGUGGGAAGAAGGCUUUUCCGUAUUCUGCGAAGGUCUCGCUUCUAAUGGUUCCCUUAUUCAGCUAGACCUGCGCAACAACCAGAUCAACCACCAGGGAGCAGCUGAGAUUGCUCUGGCCUUAAAAAGGAACUCGGUCCUGCGAGAGCUUGACCUGCGGUGGAAUAACAUUGGCCUGCUGGGCGGCCGCGCUUUGCUAGAAGCUCUACAGCAGAACCGCACUCUCCUCCAGCUCGAGAUGGCCGGCAACAACAUCCCAAGCGACAUUCUCAAAGCCAUCGAGCAGGCUAUGGAUCACAAUGCAGAUAGACAUACAACCCUGCGAGAAAGCCACAGCAAGACUCACGUGCUCAGCAAGGAGAUCCAGAUCCUCAAAGAGGAGAAGAACCGACAGUUUCUAAGUCUGAUGGAGACCAUUGAUAAGCAAAGGGAUGAGAUGGGGAGGAGCAGCAGAACUUCGUCAGUACGCUUGGGGCAGCUCCAGGAAGCUCUGAACGAACGGAAAUCAGCCGUGAAUUCCCUCACAGCCAAGUUACAGAUGACUGAAGCUGCUCUGGCUCUGUCUGAGCAGAAGGUCAAUAACCUGGGAGAUCUACUGACAAAAACAAAAGUGGAGAGGACUGAACUCAUGGACAAGCAAUCCAGAGAGAUGAAGAAACAACAAGAGGACGGUAUUCUUCGAGAAGGGAAGCUUUUGAGGGAAGUGAACAGUCUGACCGAGAAGAACCAUCAGCUGAGGAACAAGCUAGAGGAGGCUGAGCGGCGCUGCAAAAGUCAACAAGAUCAAAUCUUUGAGCUGAAGCAGGAGCUGACCAACUCCACUGCAGAGCUAAAAUUACGCCUGUCCCAAGCUGAACAACGCUUGGACAUGGAGAAGAGAAGAUCCAAACAAGCUCUUGAAGACAUGGACAGUUUGCGUCAGAAAGAGGUAGAUCAUGUCAAUAAGCACCUGGAGGAGAGUGAGAGAGCUCUACAAGACCGUAUUCUCAAACUUGAGGGUCAGCGGAUCCAGCUGGAGGAGGAGCUGAGCCGAAUGAAGGCUGCUAUGGUGACCGAGAGGGCUCAGGCAGAAGAGGAGCUCGGGAAAGUGCGUGCACAUGUGCGUCUGGAAGAGCAGCAGCAUUUGAACAGCAUGGAGGAGAAGUUACGGAGCAUACGUCAGACACGUGACGAGGCUCAGAGCCACUGCACGCAGCAGAAGCAGAUCAUCACUGAGCUGCACAGCCGAGUAGGCCAGCAGAGCGUAGAGAUGGACACCCUGCGGCGCAGGAUAGACGAGCUGCAGCAGGAGCUUGCAGGGAAAGAGCAGGAGAAGGUGGCGGAGGUGACGCGGGUUAAGGUACAGCUGCAGGAGCAGAUCGGCCACUUGCAAGCUGAGAGGACAACACAGAGCGGCUUAAAGGAGAAGAUCGCUGCUUUGGAGAGAGAGAUAAAGGCACUUAGCACCACUCAUCGAGAAGCUCUUCUGGACAAAGAAAGCGAGAUCUCGUCCCUGCAGGAGCGCCUGCGCAUGCGGGAAGCGGAGAUCCAACGUAUGCGUGAGGACGAGGCGCAGAGAGCCAGUUUUCUUCAGAACGCCAUCCUCACAUAUGUUCAAGGUUCCACUCUUGGACACUACAGCCCAAAAAAAUGACCCUCACCCAAUCCAUAAUUAAACCUGCUGAAUUCCUUUACUGUGUCUUCAGUCACUGAGGUCAUUUUGAAUGGACAGUAGUAUUAACUGAGCAGAAUGGACUUGGACUUGGUAUAGUCUUGAACACUCAUCUGAGGGGCUUCUUCAGUUAAAGCAGCCGUCUUCAGAUGACUAAAGAUUGUAACCCAAGUCCAGUCGCUUUGACUUACAAUGCAAUAACACAAUUCCUCUGAUUUUAGGUUACAACAUCGAGGUACAACAAAAAACCACCUGGAAAAAUGUUUUAAAUUCAGACUGCAUUGGUUUGAGAAGUUAAAAUUUUAAUUUUUUAUGACGCAAGAUAUAAUAUGUAUUGAGCUGACUCUGCAUAUUCUUAUCUCGCUGUGGUAUUGUGUUUUAUUCAAUACGAACAAACUUUUUUUUUUUUUUUUU
Molecule: messenger RNA, 2621 nt
Organism: Pangasianodon hypophthalmus (striped catfish)
Lineage: Eukaryota; Metazoa; Chordata; Actinopteri; Siluriformes; Pangasiidae
Gene: lrrc45
Product: leucine rich repeat containing 45
Exons: 18
Coding region: 126-2189 (687 amino acids)
Cellular component (GO): centrosome
Molecular function (GO): protein binding
Source: RefSeq, a predicted model, not a curated record